UUUUAAAUGCAGAUAUAAUUGAAAAUGUAUUCGGGCAUGCCAGUUUCUAUUUACAACAGGUUUACCAACAUUAUAUGCACUAACGUUACAGCUUGGCUAGCUAGCUACUGCUGGUAAUGCAUACAUACGCCUAACUAACUAGUAAUGAGCCAGCUACUGGCUCUGUAUUAAGAUGUGUAGUUCUCCUUUUAUGUUUCACAUUAUUUAAACCCCUGAAAAACAUUAACCUUGACCACUUGUUGUAGACAGUAACCGAGCCUUUGAUCAUGACUCUCAGUGCCAUUAAACAUAGCUCAUUGGACGAAGACGUCUUCUGUGGGAGUUUGGUUAAGAGCCCCGACACUCAAUCUGAACAUUAACAGUCGUAGUUUACGCCACGGUACAGUAACAACAUGUCUUCUGGCCCACCUCAGUCGCCCGCAGUGGCUAAGACAGAGGUGACUGUCGAAGGAGAAUGCCCUCUCCUCGCCGCCACCUUUGCCUACUGGGACAACAUCCUGGGCCCACGGGUGCGCCACAUCUGGGCUCCCAGGUGUGAGCAGCCGCUGUUGCUGAGUGACGGUGAAGUCACCUUCCUGGCCAAUCACACGCUGAACGGGGAGAUUCUGCGCAGUGCCGAGUGUGGAGCGGUGGACGUCAAGUUCUUCGUCCUAGCUGAGAAGGGUGUCAUCAUUGUCUCGCUGAUCUUUGACGGCGAGCUGAAGGGUGACAAGAACACGUGUGCCCUGUCCAUUAUUCUUCCACAGACAGAGCUGGCCUUCUACCUGCCCCUGCACACUGUCUGUGUGGAGAGGCUCAAACACAUAAUCCGCAAGGGACGCAUCUGGAUGCAGAAAGGCUACAACAUAAUUUCUGUGCUGACAUCAGAGAUUGUCCCCAUCAUGGAGCUGCUGUCCUCCAUGAAGACACACAGUGUCCCAGAGGACAUAGACAUCAAGGACACCAUCCUAAAUGAUGACGACAUUGGAGACAGCUGCCAUGAAGAUUUCCUGCAUAAGGCAAUCAGUUCUCAUCUCCAAACGUGUGGCUGCUCCAUGGUGGUCGGAAGCAACCCAGACAAAGUCAACAAGAUAGUGCGAACGCUGAGCCUUUUCCUCACCCCUGCUGAGAGGAAGUGCUCUCGGCUCUGUAAAGCUGACUCCUCUUUCAAGUACGACACAGGACUGUUUGUACAAGGCCUCCUCAAGGACUCCACUGGCAGCUUCGUCUUGCCCUUCCGCCAGGUGCUGUACUCGCCCUACCCGACCACGCACAUCGACGUGGACAUCAACACGGUGAAGCAGAUGCCACCCUGCCAUGAGCACACGUACAACCAGCGCCUCUACAUGCGCUCGGAGCUCAGCACGCUCUGGAAGGCGGCCAGCGAGGAUGACAUCGCCCCCGAUGCUGUCAUUCACACCGAUGAGUCCUUCACCCCCAACCUAAAUAUUUUUCAGGACGUUAUGCAUAAAGACACUCUGGUGAAGUUAUUUAUAGAUGAGGUGUUCAUGCUGAAGCCAGGCCUCAAUCUGCGAAGUACUUACUUAGCCCAGUUCUUGCUGAUCCUUCACAGGAAGGCUCUCACGCUACUCAAAUACAUUGAAGAUGAAACGCAAAAGGGAAAGAAGCCUUUCCGCUCCUUGCGCAGCUUGAAGACAGACCUCGACCUGAUGGUGGAAGGUGACCUGAAUAUUGUCAUGGCUUUUGCUGAGAAGCUGAGGGCUGGACUGCACUCCUUUGUAUUUGGGAAGCCAUUCUACACCAGUGUACAGGAGCGAGAUGUGCUCAUGAGUUUUUGACUCUUAUCCUCAUGACUUAUGUUUGUUUCUUAUCUUUAAUUAUUUCUUAUUAUUGUAGCAUUGUCAAUAAGGAACCUGCAAGUAAGCAUUUAAUUGGACGGUGUAUACCAAGGUUAUUAUAGUAAACUAAAAUUGUAAAAACAAUAUAGUAAACAAAUAAACAUAUGCUGAAACGUAUAAUAUACUGCAAAACGAACUAAAACAAAAUAGAGGCCAUCAUAAAUUAUUUGUUUUUUUCCCUUCUAAACAAAUCUAAUACGAUGUAACCUUUUUUUCUAAUGGGGUUUUUGAGCUUCUGAAUAUGGUGGGUAAGUACUGCCAGUAGAUGCCGAGGUUUCAAAUAGGCUUAGUUUGUGCAUUGCUAUCACUAGCUAACAGGGAAGAAAUCUGAGGGUGAGCGCAGAGCCGGACUGGGCUAAGCUAGAACAGCUUGUGAAGUUGGAGCCGUUCACAAUCUACAACGACAAACUUCAGACUGACAGCCAGUCGCUGUCUGAUGGGGUGCCGUGCCUUCUCACUUGCAAUCUACUACUACUGGGGGAGAGGAUGAGAAAGUCACCUCCGGCAAGGAUGGCUGUUUAUCCUAAGCUGUGGCACUGGAUCUGGUUUCUGCCCCUGCAUCCCAAGAGUUCGUGGAGAGGAUAUUCUUUGUCCGUGGGCAACUGUCAUCAGGCUUGAGAAACCGAACGACCACCUCUCUGGAACGCAGUCUUCUUGAGAAUGAACCAGAAGAUCUUGUUUGGUGGACCAGAAACACACACACACAAGCUGGCUGGCUUUGAACUGAUAGAUUUGUGAAUGUGUUGCUUAUGUUUUUGCUGUUGCAGCCAUUUUUAUUAACCUAUUUGAAGGGCUUAGUCAGUGAUACGUGUUUAAUAUUACAUAAACAUAACAUGUCAAAUGUGCCAUGACUUCAUUUGUUUUUUCCUUUCUGUCAGGUAAAGGUACUUGAUUCUUAUAUUUACUAAAUUUAAAAAAGCAUUGGAUUUGUGUUAACAUGGGCAAGAGUUUCCUUCCACCAUAUUUCUUACACCAGUCUUGGUGUUUAUCCUUUUAAAUCCAAGUCACAUUAGGAUUGAUUUAUAAUUUAAACCUAACCAAACCUAUCUCCUGGACAUGGAGUUGUAUGGAGGCCUCUAGUGUAGGGUUUCCCAAACUCGGUCCUGGGCCAUAGACUUGAUCCCUCUUCAUGAACCGGUGGGAGUCAUGAUAGCCGGGUCAUCGGGUGGGAUCAGCCAAUGAAGUUUACUUGUUAAGAAGAAAAUGUACUAUUUCAAUAUGGGAGGUGGCCUCAGUUGCGCUGCCCAUGCUCUCACAGAAGCCAUCAUGAUUCAAAGCCUAUCCCCUUAUGUAUUACUGCCCCCCCCCCCCCCCUGGCAAGAAGUGACAUCCCCAAAAAAACGAACUAUAGACCUACAACACACAGGCUUUCUGUCCCUAAAACUAAAAACAAUAGAAUUGUUUUUCUUAAACUAAAUAAAAACAAGUAAACCAAGUCUGAUUUAACAAACUAAACUGAAUUUCAAAUUAAAAACAAACAAUAGAAAUAACUAAUAUUAAAUCACAAAACUAUAAUAACCUUGACGUAUACCAUACGUAUCCUGUACAUAAGACUAAUAAAACUUAACUAUCAUGUCUUGAAAUGGGUAAGACAUUUACAUGUGAUUUGUCCAAAAGCUGCCUUUUAUUAGGGAGACAUUUUCUGUCCACUAAACAGUGUUUGAAAUGUGCAAAAACAAUACAGAAUUUCCAAAGGUCCACAUUUCAGAUGUUGAAUUUUUGGAGGAUCUCUGUCCUAUUUGAAGUCCAAACACUCAAUGUCUUAUUGAAAGCGUGAGUCUGGUGUCUUCAGUGUCUGUUUGGUACAACAAGCACUUGACUGGACUUCACUUUAUUUGUGAAACUUGAAUGUUUGGAUACCUUUCAUAUCAAUGUUAGCACACUGAUUGUACAACAUGUUUAAUUACAUGGUGGAAAUCCAGAGUUAAUGUAGUCUUUCUGUUGACUGACAGACUAGAACAGCCAUGUCUAGGUUAUGAACCAUAAUUGCCCUUUGCAGUGCCAAUACUUCAUGCUUACAUGGUAGCCUAUUGUAGAGCUUUAGGUUGGCAAAAUGAUAAUUACAAGAGGGACAACUUCAUCUGAUGCACGUAUGGUCAACACACCCUCUGGUUUUGUUAUAAUGAACCAUUUGCAUGAGAUAUGGUCUUGAAUUUGAGCACAUUGCAAUUAUGGAUAUAUACUGUAGUUCUGAGCAUGCAUGCUGAUUGUUGACAAGAGACAGGUAGUUUUUAGUAAUUGUUUUUCACAUGUACAUCUUGAUGGUUAUAGAAUGAAUUAUUAAUGUAACUUAUGAGGUAUAAUGUGAUACACCAGGCCAUAUCAUAUCGGUAUCAUGUCUUGCCAUACUUGUCAUCAUAUAGUUGCCAUUGAUGAUUCUAAAUGCAUCUUAAUGUUUAAUGUUUUAUCGUAUAGCAUCUUUGACUCAUCAACUUUGACUCAAGUGGCCUUAACUUAUUUUCUCACAAACUUUCAUUGGCAGAUGUGGUUUAUGGCGUAUGCCAAUGAGAACUUAAUAUUGUUCACCCCACUGGCCUUCAUGCUGAUGCAGUGUUCAAAUUGUAUUCUAACAUUUGUCAAUGCAUCCAUGAUGAUAAUAAAUAAAUGUGUCAAUACAAAAUGG
Messenger RNA from Salvelinus sp. IW2-2015, 4461 nucleotides. RefSeq names its product C9orf72-SMCR8 complex subunit (gene c9orf72). The record is from RefSeq and is a predicted model, not a curated record. Gene Ontology annotation, biological process: endocytosis; autophagy. Gene Ontology annotation, molecular function: guanyl-nucleotide exchange factor activity. Gene Ontology annotation, cellular component: autophagosome; endosome. NCBI's taxonomy places the organism in Eukaryota, Metazoa, Chordata, Actinopteri, Salmoniformes, Salmonidae.